Molecule: messenger RNA, 2334 nt
Organism: Cryptotermes secundus
Lineage: Eukaryota; Metazoa; Arthropoda; Insecta; Blattodea; Kalotermitidae
Exons: 2
Coding region: 753-1472 (239 amino acids)
Source: RefSeq, a predicted model, not a curated record
AAUGUUCCAGCCAAGUUGACGAAACGUAACGUUACUCUCCGCUUCUCGCGCACUAAACUAAAAUGGAGCCAAACCACAGUCCCUUUGUUUCUGCUGUCGGCCUCUAUACAGCGCCAAUCUCAAGAACUAUGUAUUUACUACACGUUUUAAGAAAAUUGACUACGUAGAAGUAACCUCUGCACAAAAUUCGACCACUUUCCCCUACUCUUUCUCAUUCCAUCUCUCCCCCUCGUGUAACAGUGACUGCAGUAUUGCCAACAGUCUCACUUUAUUUUAUUUAUGGUUUAUUUAACGACGCUGUUAGUAGCUCGUGGCCACGCAGUCUAAAGCCUAAUUCACACGGGGAUAGUUUACAGCAGUCAAGAGCUUGAAGCAAGUCGACCUUCCUUCUGCUUUCACCGUUUGAAUUGAUGGAGACAGUGAAGUUGUAACUUUCUGUUCAAGCAGAAUUUGAGUUGCCGAUCCUUCAAAUUUCCCGUCACGUAAUCAUCUUGGCUGCAGCACAUUUCUGACCCUUCUUGUAUGAAUGCUGACUUGUAACAAAUUAUCACUUGCAAGCUGAGAGUGUCUCUUAGUUUGUAAUAAUUAGGCCUGUGUUUUGAAAAUAAUUUCCGGGUGUGUUUUAGUGUGUUAGUAUUUAUGUUUUGAUAUUACAAUCAGCGCCACAAGUUGGAAUAUAAAUGAAAUAGUUAAAUUCUUGGACUUGUAUGAGACAUACGAAAUGUUAACGUAAUAUUCCUCGUGAAGAUUACAUGAACAAAAACAAAAGAGAAUUGUUCGAGAAGCUGAUGCUGGAACUGAGGGAACAAGGAUUUGAAAACACUGACGUGGAAUUAAUGCGUAAGAAACUGAAAACGAUCAAAACUGUGUACAGACGCAAACUGUCAAAAUUUACGAAAUCGAAAAAGAGUUGUGCUGGUACCGAUGACCAGUACAAGCCAAAAUUGGCCUGGCCUGAGAAGACUGAUUCAUUUUUGGGAGGCGUUACUGCGACCAGAACGUCUACUUCAACUUUGGAGCUGUUGGACACCGACCCACAGGAAGACCCUGAUGGAGAGGUGCAUUCGCCUCGUGACAAGGCAGUAGCAUGUUCAUCUCAGAAUGGAGCUACUAGAACAGUGCCUCCACCAAUGCCACCUAUCUCAAAGAGAAAUAAGACUUCUAGUAUCUGCUUUGUGAAUGAGGUGAUUACAAAUCUCAAACAUACAAUGAACAAGAAUAGUGAAGAUGAACUUCAACAGUUUGCGGAUCAUAUAGCAGCCCAAUUAAGACAACUGCCUCUCCAAAAUUCCUUAGUGCUGCAAGAAAAGAUACAAAAUUUAAUUACAAGGGAGAGAAUUUCGCACAUGACACCCUCUUCACCUCUGCACGUUAAGAUUCCCCAAGAUGUCAUCUGUCUAUCGUCAACACCGUUGAGUGAUCAAUUAGAUACUGAAAACAGAUAUUCUUCAGGAAGCCACUAUAUCCAUUAAUUCGGAAGACUUCAGAUGAAUGAAUCUUAAAAUGCCUACAAGUAGGUACUGGACAAAGUGAUAAAAGAAGAAUGUAGUAUUUUAUUAAUUAGACCUUUUAUUAUAUCAUUAUUAUGAGCAUUAAUAAAGUAAAGAAAUAUCUGCCUGUCUAUUAUUAAUGUGUAAUGUAUGUCUAAUAAAUGUAAUUACUUUCAGAUAUAUACUAACUCACUUUUAUAUAUGAGCGUAGGCAGUUAAAUAUUGCAGUCAGGACCUAUUGUGUUAGCUGGUACUCUAUACAGAUGGUGCUAUCACCGCUUGCCAGAUAACAUAAUGAUAUUUCAACCUUUGUACAGAUCUACAAAACUACAUGGAAUCAUAACCCAGAACAAUGUAAUCUUAAAAACACAUUCCUUGCUAUUCCUUUUUUGGGCCUACUGCUAAUAGAUUUUAGAAGAACUGAAAUUAAAUCUUUCACGCUUAUUUCUGUAUGUCUUUCGGUCAUUAAACACUUCUAGCUGCAUUUAAAUAUCAAUGUAUACUGCGGCAAUGUUAUAUUUACAGUGUAAACUAUGUAGAUCUUGUGUUUAGAUCCAAGACAGGCACUGAUGUCAAAAUCUACACUGCUUUUGGUGCGGAUGCCAAAUUUCUUUGCAGUUUCAGUGCUUCAUGCUGAUUCUAACCUUCUACAAACAGUGUAAAACACAUACAAACAACAUUCUUUUUCCAGUUCAAAAUUCAUAAUAUCUCACAAACAUAAAAUAUACAGGGAUCCAGCUUCUGACCUUAUGUAUGUGUUGCUAAAUGACUAGGCCCAUCAGAAUGAAAUUUUAAUAGUUUACAAUCCAAGCUUUGGUAGCAAGCAUUACCCAAAUUCAAUCAC